This is a messenger RNA of Lottia gigantea (owl limpet), 1044 nucleotides long. RefSeq lists its product as hypothetical. Lineage: Eukaryota; Metazoa; Mollusca; Gastropoda; Lottiidae. Gene Ontology annotation, molecular function: protein binding. The transcript has a single exon. The coding region runs from base 1 to 1044 and encodes 347 amino acids. The record is from RefSeq and is a predicted model, not a curated record.
AUGAUGAAAGUCAAUUCAGUAGUGAAAGAGUUAUGUUCCUGUGAAUACUAUCCCAGAUAUCUUAAAUGUAUUGAUAUUUUACUCAAUCUUGGUGCAGACGUCAAUAUACAAGAUAAAGGCGGGAAAACAGUUUUAAUGUUGGCUUGUAUGAAAAAUGAUAGGAAAUUGGUAGAAAAACUAUUAAUACAUGGAGCUGAUGUUAAUAUUGUAGAUAACCAUGGUCGAUCUGCUCUACAAUACAUAGAUUUACCAAACAAUGUUUAUGAUUUAACAUGUUUUAAUUUACUUCUAUCUCAUGGUUGUAAACAAUCUUUUAAUCAGCCAUGUCUUAAUGGUAACACUAUUAUUCAAAAUGUACUCCAAUUCUCACCAUUAUGGCAAAUUGAUCAAACAGUCAAUAUCAUCAAAUUUCUUGUUUAUAAAAAUGUCAACCUUCAACUUUUAACCUCAGAUGAUGGAGAAAUCUCCUAUGGUCAGUUAUCUCUGGAGGAAUUUUCUUCACAAUCUAGGCAUGAAUUAAGGCAAAUUCUGUAUUUAAGUGGUGGCUCAUUUAUACAAAUUACACAAAUAUUACAUUUUGAAGAAGAAGAAAAUUAUGAAGCAUCAUUGCCAGAAACUUUAAGAGAAAAUCCGAGAGAAAAAUUCUAUCUUUUCGCUAACAAUCUGAGCCUUAAAGAAAUUUGUAGACGAGUUAUCAGACAAAAUACAGGUCUAACAAUUCAUGAUCGAAUUUCAGAACUUCUGAAUUUUCCAACCCUGACUGAUUUUCUGAUGUUUAAAGAUUUUGAUUCUGAACGAUUUUCACUGCAUGGCCAGUUAGAGUCUGUUAUUGAUAAUGAUUAUGAUGAUGAUUAUGAUUCCUAUGAUUUAAAUAAGGAGAAUGAUGAUGAUGAUUUGGUAUUACUAUCUAUAAAGUAUUUAUUUAAUGAUAUUGAUGAUAUUUAUUAUGAUGAUUAUGAGAAUGAUUAUUUGGUGUAUAAACAUUGUAAAUAUUUAAAUGAGGUACAAGCAGGUUUAAAAUAUUCAGAUUCAGAUUCAGAUUAA